Messenger RNA from Stylophora pistillata, 4799 nucleotides. RefSeq lists its product as uncharacterized. The record is from RefSeq and is a predicted model, not a curated record. Lineage: Eukaryota; Metazoa; Cnidaria; Anthozoa; Scleractinia; Pocilloporidae.
CACAAGUGAAGGCGGAUAAUAUUUUCCUCAAAAUUCACAACCAACGCGAACAGCUUGUCGUACUGUUUUGAAUAUUCCGAGGAAAAUGACCCUUAGUACAUGUGAAGUGGAUCUGUCGUGCCAAAUCGACUUUGUGGAAGCAGCUCUGAAUGAACUCCAGUUUCUAAGGGUUGUGGAUCAAUAUCCAACCCUAUUUCAAGGUGCACUUUUCAAAAACGCUUUGAGAAGAUAUGAGAUGUUAUGGCUACCCUUGUUUAAGAGCAACAAUCUUGAUGGAAGAGAACUCCAGGCUCCACUAGACGUGGAAUGGGUGUGGCAAACUCACAUUUUGGAUGGGGGUUUUUAUGAAGAAGACUGCAGGAACAUUGUGUUCAGGGAAGUCGAUCAUCGAAUAAACGUCGAAUUGGAAAAGGAAGAAGCCCUAUUUAGAGCACGAACCCUUUGGGAGAAAGCCUACCCCACGGAACCUUUCGAGGUGGAUCUAGAACAUCUCCCCAGCUAUGUCCCAAAGUACAUUUGCAACCUCCGAUGCGAUUUACAAGAAGCUUCUUGUCGUCUACGAAACCUUUACCACAAUACCUCUCUUCCUCAUUACAGAGACUCAUUCUUUCUCAUGUCGUCCUUGCGACGCUACAAGCAGCAUUUAAUCCUAACGAAGGAGAAUCCGGACAUCGUUCUGGUGCCAUGUUGUGAUGUCGAUCUCAUCUGGAAAACACACCUUCUCCACCCCUCAAGUUAUAAAGCAGACACAAGAAAAUUUCUUGGAUACGUCCUUAAACAUCCCGAAGCAAAAAUUGGCGCUUUGGAAAUUUCUAAACACCUGUCACUUGAAAGUGACACUGAAGCAACAUGGAAUAAAUACGAAAUGGCUUUCAAAAGACCCGGAGCCAUCUUUCGCGGUGAAUGUCCCCCGCCUCUACCAUUUCAACCCAAGGCAAUUCAUCGUAAUUUGGCAAUGUUUGAGUUUGAGAUGGAACUCUCAAAGUUUGAGAUAGAAAACUUUGAAAAUGACAAAAAAUUUUCUUUCACGCUUCAGCUAGAUGACGAAACAGUUAUUUGGAAAAAGAAAUUGAAAGGAGGCAGUCAUAUCCUUGAGGGAGAUCACCAACCACUUGCUCAAUUUGUUGUUAAUACAGAUGACAAAACCAGCCUCACUCUUUCCUUCUAUCAAAAGAAGUUGUUUUCAAAGACUCCAAAGAUGUGCCAUACUGUGGAUCUAGCUGAGUGUUUACAAACUGCCAUCAGAAUGGAGUCAGAAACGAACAUUUUCCGUAUACCUAUUCCACUAUUUGGGCCUGCUGAUAGAAAAGCAUACAUUACCAUCAAGACAUGUGGCUUACCCAAACCGCUGAGUUACAGAUUUACUCUUAGUCCAGAACCAGAGUCUGCGAAAUUCUUGCAUCCAGCAGAUGUUGUUUCAACUCCCAAGACGGUACUUGGGAGAGAAAUACUCACGAAACAGAGGAUGCCAUGCGAACUACUAGUUUACCGAGUGUACAGCCAUAGCGGAAAGGAUGCAUUCACAUGCCGUGUUUUGAACGCUGAGCCAGCUGGGGUCAUGGUAUUAGAGAUCGUUGAUGAUGAUGAUGGAAAUACUGUCGCGUCAGCUCAACUGAUCAAUGACAAUAUAUUUCCUAGCCCUUUGGAACCUUUGGAAGACCCCUCCAAAUGUAUCACGAAUAGCAUGUCGGACGGUGAGACAGUUCUUUUGAUUAGAGGGCGAGUGGACUGGGCAGUCUGCAUGGGAGUGAGGCAAUCCGAUGAACAGUCCCUGGAUGAAGAGCGCAACGUUGUCCAGGUAAAAUUUUUCAGGCUUGGAGAUGGGCAAGGCUGGUGUGAAGUGCGAAAAACGGGGCAUUUGCUUUUAAUCCAAGUUAAUAAAAAAGAAGAAAUUUUCAUGGCUGUGAAUCCAGAUGAGGGACAAAUACUUUUGCCAAUCAACUUGGAGGAUGUUCCAGAAUGUGUUGCUACUGCUGUUGGUGUGAUGUUGUUACCCUCACUGUGUUACACUGCUAAACCACAGCAUAACCAGCCCGGCGGUGCAGAUAUUUCCAGCGUGGUUCUACGCUGUCCAAGUCUUUCCCGUUUCAGUUCGUCUCGCCCCACAACUACCUUAACCUGAACAUUAGUUAAAACACUCACCGAGGAAUACCACUUAAGUCACAGAAUAAUCAAGGAAACUUACUCAGAGGACUUCUCCAAGAAAAAUUGAUUUCCUCUAAAUUUUCUCCUGGGAAUCGUAAUUAGGUCAGCAGUUAUCUUUUUAGUUCUUUGCAACGAGAAAGGCAGCGUAAAAAACUUCUUUUACUCUACUUUGCAGUUUUUAUUUACUUUUUCUUCAGAAUUCUAACAAUUCUGGUUAUUCUUCUCGGACUGCAAACCCUUAUGGAGACUAUGAUUACCAAGUAAAAAAAUUAAGUUCAGAUAAAAGCGAUUUUUUUGGGCUCAUAGUCAAUAUGAAUAAGAGUUAAUUUGUCCAGAACGUACAAACAUUGUUUAAUGAGUCAGUCAAAACAAAUUACUGGCUGAAAUUUAGCCAAUUUUUUUUUCAAAUUGUUUAUUUCUAAAGGAACAUACCAGAUGUUUUACACAAGACCGGCUUGUUAAUAUUCAUUAAUAUUCAAUAAUAUUCAUUAAUUUUAAUGACGGUUACAGUGCAGGUUAUCAAGUCAUAGUAACUUUUAAUUCCAGAUAGAUAAUAGUUCCUUCAUUAACUAGCACAUUGGCAAUUUAUUUUAAGAGGGGGACACUUGGUAAUGAAACCAGCCUCCCAGAAGCCCAUUACAGGUUCACACUUUGGUUGAAAGUGCUUAGGGAUCACGUGGUUACACGCCGGAUGCAAUGAAUAACAUUUGACCUCCGUUACCAUUUUGUUUCUGCAUUUAUCAAGCUUAUUCACCCAUUUUGAAACGCAACCAUGAGCAUUUCUAGCCGUACGAUUAUUUGCAAUUCUAUAGUCUACCAAUUCGUUGAUCUCAUCGCCCCAGACAUGAUCAUCGAUGGUGCGCUCCUCAGGUUCAACGAGAACACUUUGCUGCAAUAACAUUCGGUGUUUGAAUUGCUGUUCGUUUGUUUGGUUAAUAAAGACAGGUUUGGGAGAAGCCAAGGUGAAAGAGCCCAAGAUUACAGCCAUGGGUAAGAGUAUCUGAAAAUUAAAUGCAACACGUAACCGUCAAUAAACUGAUCGGAAUCUACGGUUUGUUUUUUUUUUUUCAAGAUAAAACUUUUUAAAAAUUUCAGGAAGCAAGCCAAACUAUUCCAUGGUUUAAAUGUAAUAAAUCUCUUAGGAAUAUUUCCUCUUAAUUCUUUAAUCGAAAAGUAUAGUUAAUUUCUAUCUCUGGAUGCGAAUAUUCCUCUAAGUUAUUUAAAAAUAACUUUUUAAGUCUAAGAUUGUAUUUUCUUACUUCUCCAGCAAGAGCCAUCGUAGUUUCCACCUAAAGAUCUAACUUGUUUUCCGCUUUUCUUCAGCAAACUGUUUCCUUUGAGGUCCUGAUUAUCCAGAUAUAAGAACAAACCCAAGUUAUGUCAUAGAAACAUCGGAAUACCUGACUAUACUCGCGAAGUUAAAAUAUUUGUUCGUAUCCUACAUUAACAAGAUUUAAGAGUAAUGACUGUAACGCUGUAAGAAGUAAGGAUGGUAAUUUCUUUCCUUACAGAACAUGUUUGUAAGUUGUCGUACGAUAUAGAGCUAAGCACUUUGUGGUUGAUGGGCUCAGAAAAGCGAUUGAAAAAAAAGAAAAGGAAAUGGAAGAGGCUCCCAAACCUCAAACCUCUUUAAAAAAAGGAAUAACAACAGCAGUUAACUUUGUACUUUAUCAGUUAAAUGUUUAUCAGUUAAAUGUACUUUAUCAGUUACUGGAAUGUUAAUGGUGUUCAUACAUAGCUGCGAUUCAAAAAUGGCGGUAGGGCUAAAUGGAGUCGAAUGUUAGUGGAAGACUCGCGUAGAUUGAAAAGAGCACCACCUAACGAUAUUGGACAUUUACACUGGAACCAUAGAUACCAUUUAAGGUGGUACUAGAACACUGCAUUUUUAAGCUUUUAUUCUCAAUAGAUUUUCUUACCUCUAACUCACAAGGCCGUGAUUUCAAAUUUCUUUUAUGCUUGGAAGUUUCAAGUCAACUUUGGCGAGGUUGACAACGAUUUUUAUAUCUUUUUGCGCUCAUUAAAUUCCAGUUAUCGUGCCAUGUAGGUUGAAACAUGCUCCUGACCACAAAAAGGAAGUUCAAUCAGUUCCAUCCUAUUUUUAACUACACUUCACUUUUUAUUUCCUUAUUGGACACGUUGGGGGGAGAUGAAGAAAUGUUCGCAAUAUACUGACCCAUUAUCCCACGAAUCAAACCAGGAAUGAACUCCUAGAAAAAUCAUAAGAAUAAUAGUCUUAUUUCAGGAAGACUGAACCAACAUGCCGUCAAAAUACCCUUGAGAAUGAGAUCAAAGAGAUAAAUGCAGUGUUUAGAGUUGAUUUUUGUCAAUAAUGAAAAGAAAAAGUAGGAAAUUUGAUGAGUGACAGGUAUCUAUAUUUGUAAGGUUCACUUCCGCAAGUUUAAAAAUGUACAAGGUUUCGCUUUGAAUCACGAAGAAAGUGAUCCUAAGAAUUCUCGCUCAAAUCGUGAUCAACUUACUGAGUAAAGGACAACGAAACUAUCAAUAGAAAACUUUCAAGAUGCUGAUGUAAAAUGUGUAUAUUUCAGUGAAUUAUGUCUUCUCUUAGCUCCUUCAUUGAUUGUUGGUAAACACGUCCUUUGUUUGUAGAACCCUCUGCGCUGUUUGCUUACUUUCUAUAAAAAAAAACUCGUGGG